This is a messenger RNA of Rosa rugosa (rugosa rose), 1953 nucleotides long. RefSeq lists its product as uncharacterized. Lineage: Eukaryota; Viridiplantae; Streptophyta; Magnoliopsida; Rosales; Rosaceae. The coding region runs from base 1 to 1953 and encodes 650 amino acids. The transcript has 4 exons. The record is from RefSeq and is a predicted model, not a curated record.
AUGUCUGGAUCGUCUGAACCACCCAAGUACACCAAAACGCCCCUUCACGUCAUUCAAGAACGAAUUGCAAGGCUAAAGCAGAACUCGGACAUCUUUGACGUUCAAGUCUCUACUCCACUUCAAAUUCGUGAGCUUGAAUUGGAUAGUGAAGGGAACAGAAUAGAGGGAGGAUUAGAAGCUUCAACCACUUCAUCGGAUCAAUCACCACCACAUACCCCACAUUCACCACAUCAAGAACCACCCAACGCUCCAUUACCUUUACUUUUACCACCACCACCACCAAUGGCUCUCACCAUAAGGCAACUCUCUACAUCCGUCAUCCCACCUGGGGGAGUGCCAACCUGCAUAACCUACCCUGCUGCAGCUGAGGGAUUAACAGCUGAUUUUGAGUUGAAGUCUGGGUUGCUUCAUCGUCUUCCUACGUUCCAUGGACUCCCUAUGGAAGAUCCCAACAACCACUUGAUGGAAUUUCAGUUCAUCUGCACUAGCAUGAAGCCUCAAGGAGCUGAUGAGCAUAUUUUGAAGUUGAAGGCCUUCCCAUUUUCGUUGGCUGACAAGGCAAAACAGUGGCUCUACGAGUUGCCUAGUGGACGAAUUACAUCUUGGGGAGACAUGAUGAAGGCGUUUCUUGAGAAGUACUUUCCUACAUCUCGCAUCAUCAUGUUAAGGAAGAAGAUAAGUGGCAUCCAACAAGGGCAAGAUGAGUCCUACGCAGAUUACUAUGAGAGGUUCAAGUCUCUCACCACUCAAUGCCCUCAACAUGGCUUGAAGACUGAGACCUUGCUCACUUGUUUUUAUGAUGGGCUCACAAGCUUGGAACGAGACAUGCUUGAUGCAGCUUCUGGUGGAUCGUUUGUUGACAAGGAGCCUGCAGCUGGAAUGAUCCUUAUUGAGAAUAGGGCCUUGAAUCAACAACAAUAUGGGAACUCUAGGUCCAAAAUCACCACCACAAAUCGUGAAAAGGUCCAUGAGGGAGCACAAGGACAAGUCAUGGUGUGUGGAGUAUGUUCUAUGCAAGGGCAUGUGUCUGACCAAUGCCCUCAACUCAUGGAAAGUGGAGGACAAGAAGGUGUCAACGCCAUAGGUUUUCAACAAGGGUUCCAACGUCCUAGGAAUGAUCCAUUCUCGAAUACUUACAAUCCUGGAUGGAAGGACCACCCUAAUUUCCGUUGGAAGGACAAUGAGAAUGUUCAAAAUGCACCUCAAGGGUUCCAACCACGUCAAACUCAUCAUGGGAAUCAAAUCAAUGCUAUAUCUACGGAUGUCAAUGAGAUGAAGAAGCAAAUGAGUCAAGUUGUGGAGUUUAUGGGUAAGUUUCAUGAGCAAGGAAAGCUACCAAGUGGUACCAUCCCAAAUCCUCACUUUGAGCAAGCCAAAGUCGUCACUACAAGGAGUGGUAAGACCCUUGUAGACCUCCCUAAGCCUCCCAAGAAGAUCUCAACGUCAAUAUUAGAAGAGGAGGAGGACCCUGCAACGUCAAAGGCUCAAAUGACGUCUCCACCUUCCAAUGCAAAACCGAAUAUUCAAGGACAUAUUUCUAACUCUUUCAAUUCGGUUAUUGCUAAUCCAUCUUCUUCUCCUUUGCCCUUCCCAAGCAGAUAUGCUAAGUCCAAGAAGGAUGAGGCCGAAAAGGCCAUCUUAGAAACCUUUAAGAAGGUGCAAAUCAACAUCCCUCUCCUUGAGGCCAUCAAGCAAAUUCCUAAGUAUGCCAAAUUCUUGAAGGAACUUUGCACCACAAGGAGACAAAACCGUGAAAAAGAAGUGGUGAAGGUAAGUGAGAAUGUCUCAGCUGUGCUUCAACGCAGAAUGCCAGAAAAGUGUAAGGAUCCAGGGAGUUUUUCUGUCCCUUGUGUCAUUGGAACUACUAGAUUCGAAAAUGCCAUGCUAGACUUAGGUGCUUCUAUAAAUGUUAUGCCAUAUUCUGUUUAUGCAUCUCUAGGUCUAGGUUGGUGA